Messenger RNA from Phycodurus eques (leafy seadragon), 4876 nucleotides. Its product is annotated as protein MTSS 1-like. The record is from RefSeq and is a predicted model, not a curated record. Bases 481 to 3057 code for a protein of 858 amino acids. Lineage: Eukaryota; Metazoa; Chordata; Actinopteri; Syngnathiformes; Syngnathidae. Gene Ontology annotation, cellular component: actin cytoskeleton; cytoplasmic side of plasma membrane. The transcript is spliced from 16 exons. Gene Ontology annotation, molecular function: actin binding; phospholipid binding. Gene Ontology annotation, biological process: adherens junction maintenance; positive regulation of actin filament bundle assembly; plasma membrane organization.
UGGUGUUAAUUCACCCACUCACUCAUUCGGUCCGUGUUUUACAAAAGAGAGGACACUCCCGAGUAUUUCCACCGCUUUACCUGUCAGAAUCCUAAGAGCACCGUGCCGCGUCUCUAGUUUAGACUUAACUUUUUUUUUUUUUUUUUUUUAAAGCGUUUUAACAUGGCUACAAAGCAUCCGGCGUGUAGAAGCCACUGGGAAUUCAAUUUCACUCUCGUUGUUCCAACAGUUUGUUUGAAGUGAACAGCGUCGAACGCUUUUUUUUCUUCUUCUCCUCCCCCUGACAAUAUUCAAGUCGAAACGCCUCUUUGUUGUUCAUUACUCAGCAACGGAUAUUUGUAGUUAUUUUCUGGCUUCUUUUUUGUUUUCGUGUUGACUUUUCCCUCCCACCUCCUGCUGGACUUCGGAGGUGGCGAGGGGGCUGGGGGGUUGGGGGGGGGGGCGACCACUUUGGAGGUGGUCUCUGAAAAAAAAAGAAAAAUGGAGGCUGUUAUCGAAAAGGACUGCAGUGCGCUUGGAGGACUUUUCCAAACACUCAUCGGAGACAUGAAGAGCAGCUACCCGGUUUGGGAGGACUUCAUCGCCAAGGCUGGCAAACUGCAGUCACAACUCAGAGCCACAGUGGUCGCCUUGGCUGCCUUCUUGGAUGCCUUUCAGAAAGUGGCUGACCUGGCAACCAACUCCAGAGGAGGCACCAGAGACAUCGGAUCAGCUUUGACCAGGAUGUGCAUGAGACAUCGCAGCAUUGAAGCUAAAUUCAAACAGUUCUCCAUGACCUUCCUGGAGGCUCUGAUCAACCCCCUACAAGAACAGAUGGAGGAGUGGAAAAGAGGUGUCUACACUUUGGAUAAGGACCAUGCCAAAGAAUAUAAACGAGCUCGACAGGAGAUCAAGAAAAAGUCAUCAGACACACUGAAACUUCAGAAGAAAGCAAAGAAAGGUCGUGGUGAUAUCCUGCCCCAGUUGGACUGCGCGAUGCAGGAUGUCAGUGACAAAUUCAUUCUUCUGGAAGAAAUUGAGAAAGAGGCCCUGAGGAAAGCACUGAUAGAGGAAAGACAGAGACUCUGCUCUUUCGUAACCAUGCUACGGCCUGUAGUGGAUGACGAGAUUUCAAUGUUGGGAGAGGUCACCCAUCUCCAGGCCAUCUCUGAUGACCUCAAAUCACUGACCUCUGAUCCCCAAAAGCUACCCCUUGCCAGUGAACAAGUGAUCUUGGAUCUGAAAGGUUCAGACUAUAGUUGGUCAUACCAAACUCCACCCUCUUCCCCUAGCACUACUACAUCCAGGAAGUCCAGCAUGUGCAGUAGUCUUAACAGUGUUAACAGUAGUGACUCCAGGGGAUCAAGUGGCUCUCACUCUCAUUCUCCUUCCUCCUCUUCUUCCUCCUCUUCCUCACACCACCUCUUCCACCACCACCAACCUCGCCAACGGAACUGCAGCUCCACGCUGUCCCAGCAGGCCCCGGCUCGCCUCUCCAGCAUCUCCUCCCACGACUCUGGCUUCAUCUCUUCAUCACAUGACCAGUACACAUCCUCCAAGCCAUCGUCACCAAUGCCGACGAAAACCAAGCCGUGUGCCAGUUCCAGCUCCUCUGACGUGUCAGAGUCUGGGCACCUUCACAGUGACUUGAGCAGUGACCCCGCUUCUCUAGCAGCAGCUGAUGCUCUUCCUCCACAUACUCUCGACAAGCUGUCCAAUGGCUUUGACCACUACAGCCCACCCAACUCCCCUACUAAUGCUGGGAGUUUGAGCUCAGGCUCCAGCACAGCCUUCCCCUUCUUCCCUCCAUCCUCCACUUCCUCGUCCUGCCCAACGGGGCCAUGGUCACGUCCCGCCUCAGCACUGCUGCCAGACUGCCCGAUGGGCUCUCUCAUGGUGCCGUCCUCUCGUGUUCCCAGCUGGAAGGACUGGGCAAAGCCAGGGCCAUACGACCAGCCCAUGGUCAAUACAUUGAGAAAGAAGAAGGACAAGGGGCCACCAGCUGUAUUGGACAGUAACGGUGUUACAGGCAGGGAGAGCAGCGCACCGCAAAACCUUUCGACCACUACUCCGGCUCUAUCCGAAAUGCACACUCCUCAAAAAGUGUCACUGGAUGAAAAGAACAGGACAGCACCAAUCAAGGCUGAUGAGUUUGAGGCCCAUGAUGAACUGGCUCUAGCGUUAUCAAGAGGCCUGGAACUUGAUGGCCAGAGGUCCAGUCGGGACUCAAUCCAGUGCUCCAGUGGAUACAACACUCAGACCAAUACACCCUGCUGCUCCGAGGACACUAUACCUUCACAAGUGUCAGAUUACGACUAUUUUUCAAUGGCCGGGGAACAGGAUCCUGAGCAACAGCAGUCCGAAUUCGACAAGUCGUCCACCAUCCCGAGAAACAGUGACAUCGGCCAGUCCUACCGGCGCAUGUUUCAGACCAAGCGGCCCGCCUCCACAGCCGGCCUGCCCAGCACUCAGGCUCCUUACGCUGUGCAAGGGGGCUACCCCAAUGGAACCUGUCCCUCAACACCCACACACGCAUAUACAUCUACUGGGCCUUAUCCGCCUACUCCAACAGGUAGUUCAAAUCAUGGGUUUUAUUCUGGAUCCCAUAAUGUCUCUGGCUCCUAUUCUACAGGCCAUGGUCCAGUUAUUGUCACCCCGGGUGUUGCCACAAUCCGCCGCACCCCUUCCUCCAAACCCUCCGCCCGCCGCUCAGGCUCGGUUGUAGGUACAGGUCCCAUUCCUAUUCGCACGCCAGUCGUCCCAGUAAAAAUUCCAACGGUUCCCGACAUGUCGGGUGUGGUAAAUGGGAGCAAGGGUAUAGAGGAGAUCGGAGGGAGUCCAGAUUCUCCUACAUUUCCACAAGGCGACAAUGCUGGAGCGCUGCCCGUGGCGUCCUGGAGCGGUCAGGCUUCGACCAAUCCUCCCACUGUCCCGCUGCCCAACCAACUGGCCCAGCAGCACUCUCACAGUGAGCCAGGAGGAGAGGAGGCAGAUGGCAACAUGUUGGUGGCCAUCCGCAACGGAGUCAAGCUCAAGAGGACUCUCACCAAUGACCGCUCAGCACCUCGGAUCGCGUGAGCACAACUCCACAAAAAGUCAAGAGCGUUUGAGAGAGAAAAGAGAAAGUUUAAGGCAUCUCAUUUUAUUCAACAGGCAAAUUUCACCUGUUCUUUUUUGUGCAGGUUCUACUACUAGAAUACCUCUCUUCGCAAUGCAGAUGUGAGAUGUGAGUUUAGGAUCUCAGCAAUGAGAUCACUUUGUCUGGUUCGUGAUGCCUCAAAAAUUAUAUCAAUGAUGCAAACGUAAUAGCAAUAGUGGAUUGCAGAACACAUCUGGUAAUGUACAUGCUGUACCAUGAUUCAACCCAAAACAUGUUAGGGUGGCCAUUUUUUGACCUAGAGCAGGAAGUUUGUUUUGCUGAAUUGAGUCAAUUGCUGGUUCAUUUCAGAAGUACAAAAAAAUAGGACCAUAUCAUUGUGUAGAAUAAACUGGGACACACCCAAUGUGAUCUGAGUCGUCAUCUGAAGUGGGCAUCAAGUUUAGCCUGAUGUUCAAGUUAAUGUUGUUGUUUCUUACUGCUUUUUCGUGUAAGUAUUCCUCUUACCUGGCCAAAUUGUUGCCGUAUGUCCACGUUGCCAAAAAGCGUGUUGCUGCUUUUCACGCUUAACAUUUAUUUAUUUCGUCAUGCUCUUCCACACUGCCCGACGCUUUUUGCAUGAUCCCUCUCAACAGGAUAUGUAGCAGCAGUGUUGUCUUUAACGUUAUACAGCCAGUUGUACACUACAUCGGCCUUUUUCGUAGCAUUUAUUAGCUCCACUGCCUCAUAACGGCGGAGUCAUUCGCACAUAGACCGUACUAAUAAAUGUAAAAAAAAACAAAAUUUAAAAAAAAAAUUUACAUUUAUAUAUUGAACGCUUAAAUGUGUGUGGAAGUCUUUAGUUAUAAACAAAAUUCUACAAACGUUUUGUUUUUCACAAAAAUGUGUAACAUUUAUUCUGUAACCUGUGGACAAGCUCAAAGGUCGGUGUUGGAAAUAUAUCAAUGACGAUGUGGAGACAAGUCCAUAACAAAAUUGUAUUAUUUAAGAAGUACUGUAGUUUUCUUUAUACAGGACAAUAAGUUUUUGCAGCAACAUGAGGUUUCACUUCACACUUUUGUGUGUUAGCAUUUAAUUUUAAGCACUGUCAGAUCAUGGUGACUACAUAAUGAGGCAUGUAAAUAUUAUUUAGCUGUACAAGCAUUUUAAUUUAUUUUCUCUUUAUUUUGCAAAGUCUUCAGUUUAUAUCAACAUAAGAGUGAUUCACACCCAUGCAAUCUGAUUUUCUGGCAGCAGUGCAGUAUACUCUGGGUCUAUUAUUUCACACCUACAUUUGCAGUAUAACCUGUAUUUUGUCAGUUGACUGGUUAGAAAGUUAAAAAAAGUAUAUUUAGCUGGCUUGAAGGUCUCCACACAAGCUCAUCCAUAUUUGUAAUCGUGACAAUUCAUCAGUAUUAUUAAUGUGGAGCUACAUUAAGUGCAGUCUUCCCCCAAAAUUCUUUAGCCUAAAAUGUGUCAUUUAUGUGUUCUUCUCUAACCUGACGUAACCAAAACUACUUUCGCUUCAGCAGUCUGCUUGUAUAAAACUUGUAUUAUCCACCUUGGAAUGUUCAUAUUUAAAUGACUAGUAUAGCAGUUCUAUAUUAUAUCAGAGUUCCUUAUUCUGUAUCCAAUGACUAAAAAAUAUACUGUCUGUUUUGAGGAGUGUAAAGUCGUUGUUUUAGUUCUGGUUUGUAAUUUCACUCACAGUGCGUUUGAUAUAUUUACCUGUCAAUGAACAGUUCAACGGGUAAUUCGUUUUCAAAAGUACACAGUUGUUAUUUUGUGCAAUGACAAUGUCAGCAAUUACAAUAAACAAAC